Molecule: messenger RNA, 907 nt
Organism: Oreochromis niloticus (Nile tilapia)
Lineage: Eukaryota; Metazoa; Chordata; Actinopteri; Cichliformes; Cichlidae
Gene: pla2g1b
Product: phospholipase A2, group IB (pancreas)
Exons: 4
Coding region: 106-549 (147 amino acids)
Biological process (GO): lipid catabolic process; phospholipid metabolic process; arachidonate secretion
Molecular function (GO): calcium ion binding; phospholipid binding
Source: RefSeq, a predicted model, not a curated record
GGAUGAGUCCCAGGAACUGGUCAAAGUAGGACCACCUCUCAGUUUGACGGUAAAUAUAAAGCAUCAGCUUUACACCAAAGGUCCUUGAGACACUUCUCCAGCAAAAUGCAUCUGAGUCAUUCUCUGCUCAUCGUGCUCUUCAGCCUCCCAGCUUUGCUGGGUUAUCGAGCUCUGUGGCAGUUCAGGUCCAUGAUCCUGUGCACGGUACCUGAUAGCUGGCCAGCGCUGGACUACGCUGAUUACGGCUGCUACUGCGGGCUGGGAGGCUCUGGGACGCCUGUUGAUGAGCUUGACAGGUGUUGUCAGGUCCACGACCAGUGCUACAGUGAUGCCAUGCAGCACGAUGACUGCUGGGCCAUCCUGGACAACCCCUACACUGAAAUAUACAGCUAUAACUGUGACAAGGCCAGCAAAACUGUCACCUGCCUGGAUGACAACGAUCUGUGUGAGAAAUUUAUCUGCGAGUGUGACAGGAACGCAGCCAUGUGCUUCGCUGAGGCUGGUUACAAUGAGGAAAAUGCUGACAUCCCGAGUGACCGCUGCCAGUGAGCUGAAGAGGGCAUCGUUAUUUGAAAAAAUAAAACAUCAGUAAAUGAAUAGAAGUGCUAUUGUUUCCAUAGCAUUUAUUUAUUGUCCAAGAAAAGACUUAAAGACAUACAUGCACGUUUCAUCUAUUUCUGUGACACAUCAGCAUCAGUAACAUCUUUUCCAUCAUUCUGGACUCCUGCCUGCCAUGCAGAGUCUGCCUUGCUGGCGAGGGAGGGGCGGGGUUGUCAUCUCAGGGAGUUCCCCUGUUCCUCAUGCCCUUUUCUCACAGAUGUAGUGGAACUUGAUGUUACAGUCGGCAUCAUUCCACAGCCUGCGUUCACGUCUUUCAGAUGGAUGAAGCUGCCCGCAGUCCUCUCCA